AUGAAUUUCACGAACUUGUGCCCUGAUGGGCUAUGGCCACCCGGGCCCCAUUGUUCCAAUAUGAUAGCUGCUGGAAUCGAAACAAUAUUUUGCGUGCUAAAUGUAGGAUUUCUGAUUUACUACUUACGCAGUCGGUAUGAAAACCUUCAAACGACAAAACCUUGGCGGAAAUGCUUUACGCUGACAAUACAGGGUCUUCUCUUGGCAUUGACAUUAACACAUCUUGCCUAUAAUGCAUACCAGUUCAAAGCACUAUUUAUAUUUGAGGAUCUGGCAGCGUUCGCAUUCUGGGCCACCGCUUUUGCCGUUGCUUUUCAGUGGCGAAAAACAACGGCAUAUCCCUACAUCGAGAUCUUCGUCUACGUUUUUGGAGCAGCAACGGCGAUCCUACCCUUGUUCAAUGUUCGCAGCUUCUUCCCGUAUGGGGUCAAGAAUGUGCAAGGAGUUUUCUACAUCACAUACUCGACGCUGGUCGGAAUCUUGAUAGUUACCGUUGGUAUCAACUGUCUACCAAGCUGCGGAGCUGAUAAUCCGUGGGCCAAUUUCGGAAAGAAGGUGGAAAAAAUUGCUCCCUACGUCUGGCCGAAGAAAUCACUGACCCUACAGUUUCGGGUUGUUCUUUGUCUGAUUCUCCUGGUCUUUGGGCGUUUGAUCAACUUGGCAUUGCCCCUUUACAACAAAUGGAUUGUCGAUGCGCUUGGAGAGCCCCACAACUUCCCCUACAUGCUUAUAUUGAUCUCGACUGGUUUGAAGUUUUUGCAGGGGAAUGGAGCCAUGGGCGGAUUUCUGAACACUUUACGAACUUAUUUGUGGAUCCCGAUUCAACAAUAUACAACAAGAGAAAUUGAGGUUGAACUUUUCGAACAUUUACAUUCAUUGUCACUUCGAUGGCAUUUGGGCAGGCAAACGGGUAUGGUGCUCCGGGUGAUGGACCGUGGCACACAGUCCGUCAAUAGUAUCUUGAACUACAUCCUGUUCAACAUUGUUCCCACGCUUGCCGAUAUCGCCAUUGCUGUUGUAUUUUUCUUCACAACGUUCAAUUACUAUUUUGGGCUGAUUGUAUUGGCAACUAUGGUCAUUUAUCUUGCAUUUACCAUCCUAAUCACGGAGUGGAGGACACAGUUUAGACGCGAGAUGAAUGAAAAGGAAAACAACUGGAGCGCCAUCGGCACGGAUUCUCUUCUAAACUAUGAAACUGUAAAAUAUUAUGGAAAUGAGCAAUACGAGGCGGAUCGUUUUAGGAAGGCUAUUCAAGAGUAUCAAUUUGCCGAAUGGAGAUCAAAUGCAUCCCUAGCUUUCCUGAAUUUGACACAAAACUCGAUUAUUGGAGCUGGACUGGUUGCUGGAUCUCUCCUUGUGGCUUACCUGAUCGCUUCCGAAGGCAAGUUGAGCGUUGGUGACUACGUGCUCUUCACCACCUAUAUCCUUCAACUCUACACGCCAUUGAAUUUCUUUGGAACGGUUUACAGAACCAUCCAGCGAUCAUUCAUUGAUAUGGAAAAUAUGUUUGAUUUGAUGGAACAGGAAGUCGAGGUAGCUGAUGCGCCAAACGCUAUCGAGUAUUACCCCACGGAUGGCUGUAUUUCGGUGCAGAACGUGUCGUUCGAAUAUACACCCGGAACACCGGUUUUGAAUGAUAUCUCGUUCGAGGUGAAGAGUGGAGAGACCAUUGCGCUGGUUGGGGAAUCAGGAAGUGGAAAGUCAACAAUGAUCCGGCUACUUUUCCGUCUCUUCGAAGUUGGCAGUGGAACCCUCAAGUUCGACGGCACCGAUGUGAAAAUGCUUAAACUACGCACUCUCCGGAAGCAGAUUGGUAUUGUGCCCCAGGACACUGUUCUAUUCAACGAUACGAUUAGGUACAACAUCAGGUUCGGUAACCCUACCGCAAGCGAUGAAGAAGUUGAAGAGGCGGCCAAGGCUGCAAUGAUUCACGAGAAGAUUAUGGCACUGCCAAACAGAUAUGAGACGCUGGUUGGAGAACGUGGCCUCAAAUUGUCCGGGGGUGAGAAGCAAAGGGUAGCCAUUGCCCGAACGAUCCUCAAGAAACCGCAGUUCAUCUUUUUGGACGAGGCCACCUCCGCGCUUGACACCCCAACAGAACGCGCCAUUCAACGUUGCCUUGAAGAUUUGUGUGCUUCCCGGACGUCUGUGGUUGUUGCCCAUCGACUCUCCACAAUUGUAAAUGCUAGUCAAAUCCUUGUUUUGCACAAGGGUCAGGUUGUCGAACGUGGAAGACACCACGACCUCCUUCUAAUCAACGGUUUGUACGCCAGGAUGUGGGAGUCACAGUCGCAAAGCGAGGCCUACAACUCUCACAGCCCAAACCCAAAAGUUGAA
Mesorhabditis spiculigera is the source of this 2337-nucleotide messenger RNA. The record is from the annotation of a GenBank genome assembly. NCBI's taxonomy places the organism in Eukaryota, Metazoa, Nematoda, Chromadorea, Rhabditida, Rhabditidae.